AUGGCCAGAUUCUCUAUCCUAUUCUUCCUGAUAAUCUCUUUCGAAGUUUUGGAAUCUAGAGAAGUAUCCAAAGUUGAAUCAAAAAUCGGCGAUAUUGUCGCAAGUUCUAUCAAGUUGAUACCAGCAGUCAAACCGGUUAUCGAAACUUUCCCAAGCUUGGAAAAAGUCGUGGAUAAGGUAGUGGCUAAAGGCACUCCUGAGGCUUUAAGCGCUGGGCAGAAGUGGAGGAAUUUUGUUUUGAGUUUGAUGUUUAGAAGGGCACCGUUUUUCGAGUUAUUUAAGAGGGUGUUAUAA
This is a messenger RNA of Caenorhabditis angaria, 294 nucleotides long. The record is from the annotation of a GenBank genome assembly. NCBI's taxonomy places the organism in Eukaryota, Metazoa, Nematoda, Chromadorea, Rhabditida, Rhabditidae.